Neoarius graeffei (lesser salmon catfish) is the source of this 1743-nucleotide messenger RNA. Its product is annotated as zinc finger protein basonuclin-2. NCBI's taxonomy places the organism in Eukaryota, Metazoa, Chordata, Actinopteri, Siluriformes, Ariidae. The record is from RefSeq and is a predicted model, not a curated record. The transcript is spliced from 5 exons. Gene Ontology annotation, biological process: regulation of DNA-templated transcription. The coding region runs from base 20 to 1435 and encodes 471 amino acids. Gene Ontology annotation, cellular component: nucleus.
CACACAGUGACCAGGACUCAUGCUGUUUAGAACCGGAUCAGAUGUGCAAACAUGGACACACACCAUCCACACACUUGAUCAGCAGGUGUUCAGGUGUUCACAUGUAAACUGCAGCUGCCAGUGUUUCCUGCCUGAACGACUCAACCUAAGGUCAUGUGACCACUGCAAACACGGAUGGGUCACGCAUGGUGUGUGUGAUGGAAUCUUCAUCACUAACAAAUAUCAAGUGGAGGUUGUUCACCCAGGCGUUGUGUGUGAUCUCAGCGCUCUGAUCCUGUUCGGCACACACGCUUUUCCUGUCAGGAUGAAGAUUCUCCUGGACCGGCUUUUCAGCGUCCUCACACACCAACACAUCCUCAACAUCCUACACACACACGGCUGGACGCUGCACGAUUAUGUCCGUGGGUACAAGCUGCAGGACUCAGCAGGGAAGGUUUUGGAUCGCUGGGUGAUCAUGACACCCGAAGAUGAACUCGUAACGCUGCUUCAGUUUUUACGUUUUGGUGAAACUAAAUCCAGUGCAGAGCUCAUGAUCUCUCGACACGAGCAGCAUCUGCUUUCAAUAAACAUCUCCGAACCUAGAAAACAUGACUGCUUUUUCAACACAAGUCAUAAUAUUCAGAUGAAUGGAAUCAUCAGAAAUCAGAGGUCACCUGGAUUGAGUAAUUUAAAAAAUCUUUCAAGAGGGAUACAGGAGUGCAGUGAGCCUUCCUCAUCACUUCUUCACAAGUUUCCAUCAGAAUUUUAUAAAUUACAGCAAGCCCGAGAGACAAAACAUGGAGAAAAUACAGAAUCUGAAGCAGUGAUCAUGACCAGUCUAACACUACAAGGAGGAGAAGAGAGGAAAAAUCGAGGAGCGAGGGAUCAGCGUUCAUGCUCAUCUUCCAUGCGAAAGUCUCGCGUGAGCUGCGGCUCAUGUGGGAAAUCGUUCUACGACCGGGGAACACUGAAGAUCCACUACAAUGCUGUGCAUCUUAAGAUUAAACACCGCUGCACUGUCAAGGGCUGUGACAUGCUGUUCAGCUCACUGAGGAGCCGGAACAGACACAGCGCUAAUCCGAACCCACGCCUACACAACACACACCACACACACUCAACACACCAUACACAUUCCAUGACAAGGGCUUCAUCCCAAUCCUCCACGUCUCCAAUGAAAAUCAUACAGGAAGUGAAACCAUCUGACACGACUAUGCUAGCACCUGUUACCACAUCAAGUGUUUAUGCUUUUGCUAACAUAAAUAAUUACACAGAAAUGAUCGAUCAACAUAAAAUGUUAGUUUACAGUGCUAAUAGUGCAAGUGGUGGGGCUUCCACUCAUCUCUGGACCAAUCAGAAGGAGUAUAAAGGAGUCACUGGUGCAACAGGCAAAAAGAAAUCACGCAAGUCCACCAUGCCGGUGAAAAUAAAAAAGGAAACACAUGAUGACGCACGAUGAACAGUUAGCGUCUGCUAAAUUUCACUAAUAAACCAAUAAAAGGCUCAAAAUUCAGUGAGAAGAAGCGUGAUUGAUGUAACAGCGACAUCCAGGAAGAGAUGGAGAGAUUAAACAGGAAGUGGGUAACCCUGGCGAUGACCUUUAUCCUCGCUGUACUGUUCCCUGCCUAGCAAUGUGGUGAGGUUGGUGUUAUGGUUUACCUUCAAUUAAAUACUCUGUAAUGUGAUUUAGUGAUUAAAAUGUUAUUGUGUAAUAUGUGUAAUGUAAUGUGUAAUACGUGUAGUGUAACAAGCAUCAUGGUGUAAACU